AUGGGGCAAGGGCUGACCCUCCUGGUGUCCACAGCCCACACUCAGGAUGACCAUAGCUUGCUCUUCGGGGACUCUUCCGGGACAACGCCCAGCGCAGCAGACCGCGCCCCAGAACGGGCUGAGGAAGUCACCCAGUCUGAGCUGGCUCCUGAGUCACGUAGGCCUCAGCUCGACUCCGGAUGGGAAGCAGGUGGAGCCUAUACAGGGGUAUUUUCAUGGCAGCUGGAAAGGCUCCCUUGUUCCCCAAGUCUCUACCCUAACCCCGUGCACCUUCCAAGGAUCCAAACCAGAAAGACACCACUGUGGAAGUCACUGGUGUCCAAAGCAGGCCUUCUGGAAAGCUCCACGGCACAGUGCUCUACAAUUUUCACAGCCUCUUUCUUUUCAUGUAACCCUGGAGUAGACAGGGAUUGUAGCCCCAUCUUACAGCCCGGGAAACUGAGCCUCAGCAAGGAACAAGGCCUCAGCCAAAGCCUUGGUGUCCAAUGGCAGGACUGGAGCAGGCGCCCGGGCCAUCCGCCGGCAGGGUCCCCUGAUUUCUCUCUCUGGAGAAGGCCAAGGGCACGUGACAGUGCUGGCUUCACCCCUCUCACCUUCUGUGCACCAGGCCCAAGCGGAGGCAGGGAGCAUUAUCCCCUGCUUACAAACGAGACACUCAAGGCCACCGGAGCCCACCUCUGCGAGGCCUUCCUUGGGCCCCACCCCAUGUGGAUCCAUCAGAGUCAAGGUCCUUUCUCCGUAUUUGUGGAGCAACUGGACCAGCGCUCAUCGUGGGACAGAACCACCCCCUGCCUCGUAGCUGUCUCCUCUUCACUCCAGCAGCUAGCUCAGGCCGAGCUUUGCAGGUGCUCCAUAAAGUCUGGUGGAAAGAAAAAUAGUAGAUCCUAUUAACUGAACGUCUACGUAGAUCUGCUGCCCUGUCUGCUAGUGAUCCCCAUUGUACAAUAAAGGAAACUGAGUCUCAGGA
Fukomys damarensis (Damara mole-rat) is the source of this 967-nucleotide messenger RNA. RefSeq lists its product as uncharacterized. The record is from RefSeq and is a predicted model, not a curated record. The transcript is spliced from 6 exons. NCBI's taxonomy places the organism in Eukaryota, Metazoa, Chordata, Mammalia, Rodentia, Bathyergidae. Bases 1 to 891 code for a protein of 296 amino acids.